Molecule: messenger RNA, 3248 nt
Organism: Sitodiplosis mosellana (orange wheat blossom midge)
Lineage: Eukaryota; Metazoa; Arthropoda; Insecta; Diptera; Cecidomyiidae
Product: bis(5'-adenosyl)-triphosphatase enpp4-like
Exons: 7
Coding region: 148-1341 (397 amino acids)
Source: RefSeq, a predicted model, not a curated record
AGCUGUAUAUGCUCAGCGUGUUGCAAAUCGCGUGCCACUUUUGAAGAUUUCAUAAGGCGAUCCAAAGUCUGUAGCUUUAGAUACAGUGUCUUCCCGAUUUUUGAGUCAUUUUGUCGACAGCACUCGAAGGCAGCAGUUGGAUGCAGGAUGAUUCGAUUGAUAGCUUCAGUUUUACGCAGAACGAUACCAUCGAAAAGCGAACCCGCACUUUUAGUGAUUUCCUACGAUGCCUUUCACCCGGAAUAUUUAAAUCGUGGAGUUACACCACAUCUAAAUAGAUUUCGGAAAGAGGGCACUUCGGCACAAUUCAUGUUUAACGUUUUUCCCACGAAGACAUUUGUCAAUCAUUUUACCAUCGCAACGGGCCUGUAUGCAGAGACGCACGGUGUGUUAGCAAACGAAGUAUAUGAUUCAGAGCAAGGAAAAUUGUUCUACGGCUAUGAUUUAUUUCAUUAUAGCAAUAAAACGAUUCCACUUUGGACGGCAAAUGAAAAAGCUGGCAAACAUUCCGGCUGCAUGAUGUGGACUGGUAGUAACUUCGAAUACGAUGGUAUAAAUUGUACGUUCACUGUGGGAUUCAAUGAAGAAAUGAAGUGGGAGGAUAGAGUUGACAUCGCCUUGUCAUGGUUUAACGACAAGAAAACACCAGCGAAUCUCGUUAUGUUGUACAUUGAAGAGCCUGACUCGCAUGGGCACAUUUACGGGCCCGACUCACCUGAGAUAACGAAUAUGGUGGCGAGACUAGAUAACCUCACGCAAUAUAUUCAAGACAAGUUGACUGCAACGGGCUUGGACAAACGUGUCAACGUAGUUUACGUGUCUGAUCACGGAAUGAUUGGCGUAGCUCCACCGAAUUUCAUUUAUUUGAAUGAGACUUUAGCUAAUGACAAUUGUGAAAUAUUCGGAACAUCGCCAGUGCUACAAAUUGUACCAAAGGAUAAAACCAAAGAGGAUGAUAUUUUUGCCAAGUUAACCAAGGCUGCCGAGCAGAACGGCCACUUUAAAGUCUUCAAUCAGAAGAAUAUUCCAGUGCGAUGGCAUGUAAAUAAUACUCGACGCAUGGGACCGAUACUUGCUGUAGCCAACAGUGGAUACGGGUUCCAGGAUUUAUGGGGAAAUGCGCUAAUUUAUGAAAGAAAAUACAAUAUUUCGAUAACCAACAAGACCAAAUACGGUGUUCAUGGGUAUGACAAUCAAGAUCCAAAUAUGCAUGCAAUUUUUAUGGCCAAAGGACCACUAUUUGCCAAAGGCAAAAUACUCAAAUCUGUCAAUAUGAUUGAUUUGUACAACUUAUUCUGUUACAUUCUAAAUAUUCAAUGUCACCAAACGGAUGGAGCGUAAAAACUAGAUAUGUACGACGAUCUGUUUGCCUGUAAACCCGUUAGAGCCACAAAGAAAGGUAAGCGCCGUCAUUCGUGAUCAUAUGUAUUAAAUAAAAGCGCAUUACUGUAAUGACCUUCUGCAUGUGUUUCAAUCAUAUUGCUUCAAAUGACUAACACUACCGUUUAUUUACUCAAAAUUGCAUGAAUAAUAAAGAUGAGAUUCUUAUUGUCGUUUUAACUUGCUCGCUUUUUAUGUGUUUUCGCAUUUCAAUGCUUUUUAAGUACAAAGAUAUUUCAAUGAAACUGCAUGCUUUUUUAGAUCAUAAGAUAAACAAAAACUCUCACAAUAAACCGUUCACCAUUGUUUUGAUGCGAUUUAAUUAACAGUAUAAAAAAAACAAAUUGUUGAUUCAUUCUCCUUUCGUUAGUUUAAGUUUAAUUUUUAGCCGAUAGAAACGAGUUUGAGCGAAAACAUGAAGCAUUAUGACUUUUGAACCACUUGGUUUCGUAUCACAGCUGUUAUUGGCCGCUUAUUUAUUUAUUAUCCGUUUCAAAACAGUAAUUGUUCACGUGAUAGCAUGAUAGCAUAUGCAUAGAACAUCGAAGAGAUCAAUAACAUCGAGUCUUUUUUAUAUUUCAAUGAUGCAUUUGCCACUUUCGUAGCGGCAAAAACUCUGCCAAAUCCGAAGAAAUCAAGUUUUUUUUCUAUGUAUCGACGAGUAAGGAAACAAGAACGUACAUGUUUUGGCAACGUGGCUUCACUAGUGAUUAUGAAUGAACGUAAUUUCUCGCUACAUUUCUCAUUACGUUCAUUCAUAAUCGCUAUAAUGUAACGUUGCCGAAACCUGAACGUUCUUGUUCGUUACUGCGCACUUCUUUUCUACGGUGAAGCAGACUGCUUUGUUGAUGUUUAUAACAAUACGGGUAAAACACCGGCGCUCCGAGGUUUUCAUACAAACUUCCCAUGUAGACGAUCGGAAACAGACAAAAAUCGAAAGAAAAAAGUUAAAAAAAAAUUUUCGAUUCUCAUACAGUAUUCCAUGUGCCCAAUCCAAUGGUAUUAUCGGCACAUCGAAAUUCGCGCUCCUUUUCACUUAAUUUUCACUCCGAAGCCAAAUCACAACCAAAACCACCAUUACAAUGAAUCAUCAUUCCAAUGGACUUGAAAGUGUAUCGAACAUUUUUGCUUCAACGAAGCAGUGAUAACGAACGCAGUGAUAACAGGCUAUUUUUUGUUCAUUUAGUGCUCUCUGUAAAAUAUAUCGUAAGUGGAUGUUGCUCUCGACUAUGAAGCGGAACUGAAUUCAGGAUAAAUUUCUUAUUUCCAAGAAAUUGUUUGAUCUCUCUGUAUACAAUAUUCAAAUAAAGUAUCCGAAGCGCAUUUUCAUUUCUUUGUUUCUUUAUUCAUUUAAUCUAAAGCAAAUAUAUUCAUUUUUUGAAAUUUAAAACAAAUGGCAAUUAAACUGAAUUUCAUUUUUUGUUGCUGAGAAAAACGUAAUCGAUCACCGUUCAUACACGUCAAUUCAUACAUGUGAUGAUAAAGUGGCUAUUGUUCAAUAAAGUUUGAGUCACAAGAAUUCCAAUCAUAUCACAUGAUUGAAGUGUAAAAAAGCUGCUUUAGAUAAUGAAAGUGUAGCAUGUAAGUGAUUGCCCAGUUGCGCAGUCAUUUGAUUCAGUUAUUGUGUGCGUUAAACACUUGUUUGUGAUGUUGACGGUGUCAUGCGUAGUUUUAUUAUUAUGUUUAAAUAUUUUGCGUGGAUCAUGUGAAGCUGCAUCAUUUGAAUCUGAAUCCGAAUCAGGACCAGCAUUGCUGAUCGUUUCCUAUGAUGGUUUUCGACCGGAUUACUUGUAUCGAAAUGUUACACCAACUCUAAAGAAAUUACGAUCGGAAGGAACGUCAGCGCGAUAUAUGUACCCAGUUUUUCC